AUCGAUCACACCAUCAUCCAUCCAAUCUUCAAGCUACAUUAAUAACUCUUAAUUGUUCAUUCUUUCAUCCAAAAUACCAAUUUCUAUGGCUUUCAAUAGCUUGUACUUUCGUAUACUCUGUGUUUCCCUUGUGCUAUCCUUCUUGACAUCCAUUUCCAUAGCUGAUAAUAACCAUGAAGCCGUUCCACCAGAAACCAUAUGCUACUCAACCUUAGACCCUUCUUACUGCAAAUCUGUGCUUGCUAAUCAAAAUGGCAGCAUAUAUGACUAUUGCCGCAUUUCUGUUCGAAAGUCAUUGUCUCAGUCUCGUAAGUUCUUGAACAACAUGUAUUCAUAUCUUCAACAUCCUUCUUCUUAUUCUCAACCCACAAUUCGUGCUCUUGAGGAUUGUCAAUUCCUUGCUGAAUUAAACUUUGAAUACUUAUCAACAACACGUGGCACUGUUGAUAAAGCCAGCGAUGUUCUUCCCACCUCUCAAGCCAGCGAUGUUCACACAUUGCUUAGUGCUGUUUUGACAAAUCAACAAACUUGUUUAGAUGGCCUUCAAACUUCAGCUUCAGAUUCAAGAGUGAAGAAUGAUCUUUCUUCCCAACUCUCGGAAAAUGCAAAGCUUGACAGUGUCUCGCUUUAUUUGUUCACCAAGGCCUGGGAUUCUGAGAACAAAACUUCAACAUCAUGGCAGCACCAGAAUGAACGUUUACCCUUGAAGAUGCCAAACAAAGUACGUGCCAUUUAUGAUUCCGCGAGAGGCCAGGGGAAAAAACUACUUCAAACAAUGGAUGAUAAUGAAAGCGUACUUGUGAGUGAUAUUGUGGUGGUUAGUAAGGAUGGAAGCGGGAACUUUAUCACUAUCAAUGAUGCCAUAGCUGCUGCACCAAAUAACACAGCUGCCACCGAUGGCUACUUCAUUAUUUUUAUCGCCGAGGGUGUAUAUCAAGAGUACGUAUCUAUAGCCAAAAGCAAGAAGUUCUUGAUGCUAAUUGGAGAUGGAAUCAAUCGGACAAUCAUCACUGGCGAUCACAACGUUGUUGAUGGCUUUACAACAUUUAACUCAGCCACAUUCGCUGUGGUAGCACAAGGAUUUGUGGCAAUGAACAUAACAUUCCGCAACACAGCUGGGCCAAGCAAGCACCAAGCAGUUGCAGUAAGAAAUGGAGCGGAUAUGUCCACCUUCUACAGCUGUAGCUUUGAAGGGUAUCAAGACACACUAUACACGCAUUCUCUGAGGCAGUUUUAUCGCGAAUGUGACAUAUAUGGCACAGUUGACUUCAUAUUUGGAAAUGCAGCUGUUGUUUUACAAAACUGCAACAUGUAUCCCCGCCUCCCCAUGAGUGGACAAUUCAAUGCCAUCACUGCACAAGGUCGAACUGAUCCAAAUCAAAACACUGGCAUUUCCAUACAAAAUGCGACCAUAAAAGCAGCACAGGAUCUGGCUCCCGUGGUUGGUACUGUGGAAACAUUCCUUGGGAGGCCAUAGAAGGAGUACUCAAGGACUGUUUAUAUGCAGUCUUUCAUGGAUAGUUUGAUAGCUCCGGCUGGUUGGCAUGAAUGGAAUGGGAAUUUUUCACUGAGCACCUUGUACUACGCAGAGUAUGAUAACACAGGUCCUGGUUCAAACACUGCCAACCGAGUCAACUGGCCUGGCUAUCAUGUUAUUGAUGCUACUGAUGCAGCUAAUUUUACUGUCUCUAACUUCUUGGUUGGGAAUGAUUGGGUGCCUCAGACUAGCGUUCCAUAUCAGACAUCAUUGUAAUAAUAAGUCACUUUACUUGGAUUGGAAUGCCUGUCAUAGAGUAUGUUUAAUGUGUUGUUCCAUAUCAUCUAGCUACAAUAAGUGAUAAAUGUGGAGGAUCUGAUAAAAGAAGGAGUGAAUUUGUCAAAUCUUUUAACACGAAUAAAUUGUUAAUCGCACAAUUUUUUUAUCA
Glycine soja is the source of this 1925-nucleotide messenger RNA. Its product is annotated as probable pectinesterase/pectinesterase inhibitor 41. The record is from RefSeq and is a predicted model, not a curated record. Gene Ontology annotation, molecular function: pectinesterase activity; pectinesterase inhibitor activity. Lineage: Eukaryota; Viridiplantae; Streptophyta; Magnoliopsida; Fabales; Fabaceae. Gene Ontology annotation, biological process: cell wall modification. The coding region runs from base 86 to 1477 and encodes 463 amino acids. The transcript has 2 exons.